This is a messenger RNA of Oncorhynchus tshawytscha (Chinook salmon), 1910 nucleotides long. Its product is annotated as zinc finger protein 883-like. The coding region runs from base 114 to 1910 and encodes 598 amino acids. Gene Ontology annotation, biological process: regulation of transcription by RNA polymerase II. Lineage: Eukaryota; Metazoa; Chordata; Actinopteri; Salmoniformes; Salmonidae. Gene Ontology annotation, cellular component: nucleus. Gene Ontology annotation, molecular function: RNA polymerase II cis-regulatory region sequence-specific DNA binding; DNA-binding transcription activator activity, RNA polymerase II-specific. The record is from RefSeq and is a predicted model, not a curated record. The transcript has 6 exons.
AUUAUAUAUGUUUUUCUGUUCCUUUAUUUCAUUUCUGAACAACACUUAGAUUUUAGUUUUUUGAUUCAGACACAUUUUUUUGAAUAAAAAAAGCAUCCAGUCCACUUCAUACCAUGUCUGAACUGGGUUCUGGCUGCAGUGUUCAUACCAUGUCUGAACUGGGUUCUGGCUGCAGUGUUCAUACCAUGUCUGAACUGGGUUCUGGCUGCAGUGUUCAUACCAUGUCUGAACUGGGUUCUGGCUGCAGUGUUCAUACCAUGUCUGAACUGGGUUCUGGCUGCAGUGUUGCAGUCCAGACAAGCUCACAACAGGGUCCAGAGAUGGCAUCAGUGAAGCUGGAGGACUGCAAUAAAACACUGGAGCUCAAUGUGAUUGUCAAAGAGGAGGAGGAGGAGCGAGAAAUCGAGGAGGAGGAGGAGGAGGAAGAAGAGGAUGAGGAAGAUAAUGACAUUGACUCUGAUAUGGAAGAAGAGGAGGACCAGAAAGAAGGAGGUGUGGCUAACCCAGGGCUUGUUAUUGUUAAAAGAGAGGAUGAGGAGGAGAGGGACAGAGAGAAGGAUGAAGAGGAGGAGGAGGAAGAGGAAGGUGUGGAUAGGACCAAGCCAGGAGAGGGUGCCAGCUCUGACCCAGACAGCCUUGGGGACCCUGACCCGGAGAGACCGUACCUCUGCUCCCAGUGCGGCAAGCGGUUUACUGCAGCCAGCAGCUUGAAGAUACACAUGAUGACCCACAGCGGAGAGAAACCCCACCAUUGUUCCGUUUGUGGGAAGGCCUUCUUGCGAUCCUAUGACCUGAGACGACACCAGGUGGUUCACAAGGUACAUGGAGAGGUUGCCAGAUCUGACACAGACCUCUCUGAGAAGCACCACCGCUGCUCCGAGUGCGGAAAGAGGUUCCUCACAAAGACGCGGCUGAACAGACAUGCGCUGAUUCACAGCGGAGAGAAACCACAUCAGUGCUCUGUCUGCGGGAAGUGUUUCUUACGACCCGACGACCUGAGGAGACACAUGACCAUCCACACCGGAGAGAAAACCAAGCACGUCUGCCAUCCGUGUGGGAAAACCUUCACCUUGCUACGGCACCUCAAGAUCCACCAGCGAGUCCAUACAGGAGAGAAACCAUACCACUGCUCCAAGUGCCCGGAGAGUUUCGCCCACCUGUUGGAGUAUAGGAAGCACAGACAGACCCACCGUAUCGAGAAACCAUACCACUGUGAUGACUGUGGCAAGAUGUUCUCCCACUUCAGAACCCUCAAGGUUCAUCGUCUGAUCCACACAGGAGAGAACCUCCACCACUGCUCCUACUGCGGGAAGGGCUUCACAAUCAGAGGGAACCUCAACACCCACCUACUGACCCACACCAAGGAGAAACCGCAUCAGUGCCCCAUCUGCGGACAACGCUUCGCCAGAUCCCAGUGCCUGAAAAAACACAAGCUCAAGAAGUUACACAUGGAAGAGGUCCUCUACCACAUCUGCGACUGCGGUAAGAGCUUCACGGAUGUAGAGAAGCUGCAGACGCAUGCAAGGACGCACUUGAAGAACCUUGAGAAGAGGUUCUGCUGCUCGUACUGCGGUCGUACGUUCGUACGGGCUGGUGACCUUCAAAGCCACCAGAGAACACACACUGGAGAGAAACCGUACGUCUGCACUAUAUGCGGGACCCGUUUCGCCCAGUCUGGGAACCUGAGAGUGCACCAGAUCACGCACACUAAAGAGAGGCCGUACCCUUGUACUGUCUGUGAUAAGGGGUUCACCACACCGGGGAGUCUGAAGGUGCACAUGAGGCUCCAUACAGGGGAGAAGCCGUACGUCUGUAGCCUGUGUGGGAAAGGGUUCCAUGUACCCAAAUUGCUGAAGAAACACCAGGAGCAUCACACAAGUGAGAUGACAGCCUCCUUGGACAUGACAUAG